This is a messenger RNA of Acanthosepion pharaonis, 1074 nucleotides long. The record is from the annotation of a GenBank genome assembly. NCBI's taxonomy places the organism in Eukaryota, Metazoa, Mollusca, Cephalopoda, Sepiida, Sepiidae.
AUGUGUCGAUGCACACAUCUAUACAAAGGUUACAGUUCAUUUGUGAUGAUGAAACUCUUUCUUUCUCUUUGCUUUUAUUUCUAUCUUUUACGCUCUCUUCCUUUCCCACUCAUCUUCUCUCCCUUUCUUUCUGUUUUUGCUUUAUCUUUCUUUUUCGAUCACUCUUUCUUUCUUUCUCUUUCUCGCUUUCUUUCUCUCUCUAUUUCCUUCUCUCCUUUUUUUUCUUUUUCUCCGUCUCUUUCGCCCUCUCUUCCUUUCUCUAUCUUUCUCUUUUCCUUUCUGUUCCCCACUUUUGCUGUCUCUCUUUUCCUUUUCCUCUGUCUAUUUCGCUUUCUCUUCCCCACCUCUCUCUCUCUCUCUCUCUCUCUUUCUAUUUUUCUGCUUCUCUGUCUAUCGCUUCUAUCUACAAUCUUUCUUCUUGGUUCUUACUCAGUCUUUUCUUUUCUUUCCUUUCUUCGUCUCUCUUCAACUUCAUCCUUCUCCAUUUUUCUUUCGUUCUUUUUCCUCUCUUUACUACAUCUCUGCUUCUCUGAAUUGUAUGUGUGUGUGACUUUCUCUCUCUCUCUCCCUCCCUCUAUCUAUUUAUCUAUCUAUCUCUGUCAUUUUCCAUUUCACUCUCACUUUCAAAUACAUUUUUUUCUCCUUUUUCUUUCCUUCACAUUCACAAACAAGUACCAUUUCCUCUACCCCUUCGUUUUCUUUCUCUCUCAAACAUACACACAUAUAUAUAUAUACACCUUCUUUUCUCCGUAUUCUUUCCUUCCUUCCUACUUCUCCUUUCCUUCGCCUUCUCUCACUCAUAUGCAUUCUCACUCCCUCUCUACCUACUUCUUUGUCUCGUUUUGCUCUCUUCCUCUUUCUCGCCUUUCCUUUCCUUUUCUUUCUCUUUAUCAUGUAUACGCUCUCUUUUUUUUACUUUCUCCCUGCUAUACUCUUUAUCUUACAUAUAUAUUAUCUUUUCUAGUCCCCCUCUCUCUCCACUUUCUUACACUUUCUUAUUCUUACAAACUCUUUUCUCGAUUCUUCAGAGCAAGAAAGAAGGAAAGAGUUGCAGAAACGCAACGACCCGCAUGA